UUUAUCAAGACGGCGUCCAUAGCCACACUGGAACCUCCGGAGGAGGGCUUGGAGAAGAUCGACAAGGGUGGAGGAAUGCAGAACAGAGAUCCUAACAACCUGAACGAGUACUUGCAGGUUGAGUUCGAUGACGUCAUUGCCGAGCCGGAUGGCACGUACACCUACGACUGCGUUUGGGGAAAUUCAAAGUACAUCUUCACGUGCGCGAAGAACUGCUGCUACAAAUUCUUGACCAUCAUCUGUGCGAUGCCCAUUGCUUUUGUCGUCGGCUGUUCUUUCGCCUGCAUCUCUUUCCAACACAUAUGGUGCAUUGGACCCGCCCUAAGACAGUGCCGCAUCAACUGCUACGUGGUGCGACAAUAUCUUUCGACCAUCCUGGACUCGUGUAUGGGUCCUUGCUGCAGUGAGAUGGGUCUCUGUCUCAGUCGGAUUCGCAUCGGAAGGUACCAACUUGCUUCAACAGAAGUUGUUUGAGAAUUUACUUAGAAGAAAAUCAUUUACUUUUCAUUCAAGAGUUUUUUGUGUUUUGUAGUAACAAUGAGAGAAAAGUGUCUGAGAGAAAGUCACAAAAACAUGACCAUCAUGCUCUUAUGAAAAUGCUGUGAACUGUAUCACAGAGAGUCGUUUCAAAAUAUCCUGUUCUUUAUUUCAUCUGUUUUCACUUCUUGUCAACUACUCCUCAUUAUCAUACUUCGUCUUCAACUACAAGCCCAAGUAAAUUCUGUACUUUCACUGGAAGAUAUCAUGUUACAUCCACGAGGGACCUCACGAAAACUAUCCUGAAGCUAUUUUAUCUUUACACUUUUUUGGUACAUUUAUGCAGAUUAAAUAUAAAAUUAUUUUAUAAAAAGAAAAAAAAACAUCCAAUCAAAUCCUUUUAAUAUUGAACAGUUUUCUUGGAGCAAGCAUUAUUUAAUCAAGUAUUUUGAAAGCGGUUUUAGUGCUUCAUUUGUAGUUUUCUUAAAAUACUUUGAACAAAUGCAAAUAAUGAUAUUACUUUACUGUAUCACUGGAAUUCAUUGAUCUAUAACAAUAUAACUCAUUUAAAGCUGGAUUCUGACUUGGUUGAAUGUUUGUUUCGUUUAAUGACUUCUAUUUUAACACUUUGAUGAACGUUACUUGUGAAAUCAUCAACGAAGUAUUGAAGUAUUUAGAUUUAUUAUUAUUAUUAUUAUUAUUUUGAAAUGUAUAUGCACUUACUUUCCUCUAUAAUUAGUUGUUUAGUGUGAUUGCAAACGUACGAAACGUUUGCUGUAAAAAAAGCAUUAGACGUUAUUUAGAACAAAAUCCUAAAGCAAAUACUUUUUUAAAUUUUCAAUAAAAGUUAAGUAAUUCCAUCUGGAAUUACACUUGGAAAAUUUCUUUUAAAAGUUAUGUUAUUACGUUUCACAAAACAAAUGCAAUUUAAUAACGUGUCAAAUUUACACAAGAAAUUAUCAUACAUAAAUAUUUGAUUAUUGUAAUUUAGACCUUAGUUUGAACUGCCGUUAUAAAACUUGCCGGCGGGAAUUUUCAAAGACAACAGAAAUUUCGUGUGCUAAUUCAAUCAUGUAAUAUUUCCCAGAUUUACUUUACUCAUGUAAAACAUAAUGAAAACAUCUUGCGAAGAUAGAUAAUUUUGUCCUUGAAAACCGAAGAAAAAUGCGUUGUGCAAGUUCAAAAUUACAUACUGUCAUUGCCAGGUAGAACAAGAUUAGUAUUUUAACUUGAUUGAGGCAGUGUAAAGUAAAGUAGCGUACGUGUCAAAAUUAAAGAAAUAGUGAUAACUAGUACAAAGGGUGGGAGAAACCCUCAGCAGUUUUGGGACAAGAGACAAUAGUAGUAUAUCUCAUAGUUGCUGCUACAUCGCAUUAUUGAAUCGUUUAUUUAAAAAACCAGCCAAUCGACAAAGUUGCUAAUUUUAGGUAAACAUCUAUAUCCCCUUAUUAAACUAUUCAAUGAUUAUUACAACACGGCUUAUUGAAAGAAAUGUACCUAAAUAUUUAUCUCUUUUAGUUUAAAACAUAGUAAUUCUUAUAGAAAAAUUUUAAUAAGAAGUUAAAAUUGCUUUUUCGAAAUUUUAGAGCUUGUCGUUUGACGGUUUUUAAAAUAAACGGUUCAAGUUAGAAACACUUUGCAAUAAAAGCCUACCUAAGGUUUGAAUUUGAG
Messenger RNA from Uloborus diversus, 2148 nucleotides. Its product is annotated as caveolin-2-like. The coding region runs from base 76 to 474 and encodes 132 amino acids. Gene Ontology annotation, cellular component: caveola. Gene Ontology annotation, molecular function: molecular adaptor activity. The record is from RefSeq and is a predicted model, not a curated record. The transcript has 2 exons. Gene Ontology annotation, biological process: caveola assembly. Lineage: Eukaryota; Metazoa; Arthropoda; Arachnida; Araneae; Uloboridae.